Nezara viridula (southern green stink bug) is the source of this 3367-nucleotide messenger RNA. The record is from the annotation of a GenBank genome assembly. NCBI's taxonomy places the organism in Eukaryota, Metazoa, Arthropoda, Insecta, Hemiptera, Pentatomidae.
AAAAUAAUCGUAUCCCUCCACUCAUCUUCAGUCUGCGCCUAUGUCUGGGUGAUAUGAAUUUUCAAAAAUGAGGGGAUGUGAUUGCACAAAUGACUUAUUGACAAGUCCAAUUCAAUUUUUUCCAAGACAAAUAUUUUUUUCCGAGACAAAUCAAACUUUUUACCAAGACCAAUUAAUUUUAAAUUUAACUUUCGAUUUAUUUUAUCUUUUCGAAAAUUUUCUAUGUAAGAGAUAAUCUGAAAUAAUUUCGAGAUACUGCAUCGAAAAAAAUGUUAAAUUAAAUGGAAAGAUUAAUUUAAAAUGGGAAAGGUAUAAUUUUUCUUCUUAAUUGCUGAAUUUGACUUGUAAAAAAAUUGAAUUUGUUUUGGAAAAGGUUUAAUUUGCCAAGUAAAUAUUGUACACUCCUAUCCUCCGACUCAGAGAUGCAUAUAUAUCACCACGACAAUUACUAAUACAUCCUAUAUCCGGGGUGCGACUUUAUCAACAAAUUUUGCGCAUGCUUCCCGUUAAUAAUUGGAAUUAUCGAUUUCGAUCAAGGAAAAAAGAAAAAAGAUGUUACAUAAAAGCGUUGAAGUCGGAAAGGUAAAGUCUAGUGUCUCGUGACUCCUCGCGAGGAGUGAUAAUGAGUGAUAAGGAGGCGGUGAACGAGCAGUAGUGCAGCGAGAUGGUGACUGUGAAGGACUCCAAGGAAGCCAUCGUCAAGAGGGACCGUCCGUCGAGGCUCAAGCUAUAUCUCUCGGUCUUCGCUGUUUACAUACUUCACAUAACCACCGGCUGUGUUCUGUCGUUUCCAUCUCCAGUAAUACCCAAACUAAACCUGACCAAAGAUGAGCAGUCACUCAUCAGCUCCCUCUAUUCACUGGGAGCUACGCCAGGACCUCUUGUUCUCGCCUUUGGACUCGACACCAUUGGAAGAAAAGGUACCCUCUACGUUGUGUGGCUCUUGUACAUGGGUUCUUGGGCCAUGCUGUGGUCCUCCGAGAAAAUAAUUAUUGUUUAUCUUGGGAGGCUUAUAGCAGGACUAGGAUUUGCUGGAGCAUUUGCUGGAACUUCAGUCUAUAUUGCUGAAAUAGCUGAUAAUGACUCCAGAGGUCCUCUUAAUUCAAUUUCUCAAGUAUUUUUGGCGAUUGGAUUUCUUGUGGAAUAUUGUGCUGGACCAUAUGUCUCUUACGAAAUGCUUGUUUUUAUUUCCUUCUGUGUAACAGCAUCGUUUGGAAUUGUAUUUUUUUUCGCUCCUGAGUCGCCUUACUAUCUCAUAGCAAAGGGUAAAAAGACAGAAGCCUUCAAGGUAUUGAAGACAUUACGAGGGAACUUGACUGAUGAAAGUAUUAAUGCUGAAAUUAAAGAAAUUGAGGACCAAUUCAGCCGUGAGAAUGAAAGUGGUACUGGCCUUAAAAAGCUUAUGAGUCCCCCUGUUCUGAAAGCCUUGGCGAUGUCACUUUUUCUCAUCAUUCUGCAACAGGGAAGUGGUAUUAAUGCAGUAUUAGCUUAUGUUCAACCAAUUUUUCAAAAAGCCAACCUGAGCUUGGAUGACACAGUUGUUCCGAUGCUAGUUGGUUUGACAAAUUUGGUUUCUUCAUUACCUGUUCCUCUUCUUGUCGGAAAAUUUGGAGUAAAGAUAGUCUUGGUAACUUGUGGAGUAGCAAUGGGCAUUUGUUUGAAUUUGUUGGGAUUGUAUUUCUACUUGUUGUAUGGAUAUUAUGAUGUCACCAGCUUAGAAUUUCUUCCUGUUGUUAGUGUAAUUCUGUUCAAUGUAUUCUUUUGCAUUGGUUCUGGAUCACUCACUUGGGUUGUGAUAGCUGAUGUUUUCCCAUCAUCGGUGAAGGGGACAGCAACUGCGAUCUGUUCCAGCUUCAGUGCUCUGUUUGGAUUUGGAGUAAUAGAAGCUUUCAUUUUAUUACUAAACAAUUGGGGAUUUGAAAAUACAUUUGUGUUGUUUGGGUGUAUCCUGCUUUUAGGAUCUCUUGUCCAGAUAAUAUUUGUUCCAAACACAUCAAAAAUGACAUUUCAGGAUAUUGAAAAAUAUUUUGAUCGUAAAGCAUGAGAAACUGUGCGAAGUUUUUAAUUCAACCGAGUGUUGCUCUCUAGUCUUUGACAAUCUCAUUGUCUACUAUCCAUUAUAAACAAACAUGUUAUUAACACUAUUACAAUUAUACAUAUGCAUGUUUAUAUAUUUAUUUUAUAUGCGUAACUUUUUUAUAGAUAUAUUUAACUUUAAAACUAAUAAACAGUUUUAUUUAAUUGAAUAAGAGGUAUAAAUAAAGAGUAACAAUAGCUUGUUAUAUGAGCUCUUCCUAAAAUUGGUUUAAUUACAACUGCAUCUAGCUUAUUGACCAAAAAAAUAUAAAUGAAUCUUUUAUCAUUCAUUCAUAUUAAUACAAUUCACCUAAUUCUUUUGUUUGAUAAACUUUACAAUAAAGAAGAUAUUAUUAACAUUAACAAUACAAUUGUAAACAUGUGAUAAAAGACAAUUGACCCUUUCUUUCCUUCAAUGAAAACCUUGUUAUGUUUAUGAAAGAGAGAAUGAGAAAAAAGUAGUGUGAAAAAAAGUUUGAGACAAAUAUGAGUAAUUCAAGAUAAAAAGGAAACUACUACCCUUUAAAAAAAUUUAAUAGAAAGAAAUAUUAUUAAAAUCACAAUAAUUUGAAUUUUAGCCCAGAACCUCUUUAGUUUAAACCACUGGAAAUGUUUUUUAUGUAUUUUCUUUUUUGUCAAAACUAUCAAAAUUAUUGUAUAUAUAUUUUUUUAAACCAGUAGACAAUUUGAUAUCACUACCAUUCCUUUAAUUACAACUAUCAUUUUGCAUUGCAUCAUUCAUAUUUUGCAGCUGUCCAUCAAAUUUAUUUCAUUUAAGCCCUUUAUUUUGGAUAAAAACAUUAGAUCUUCUAAUCAAAACAACUAAAAGCUAAAAAAUUAUCUUUCAAAACUAUUCAAGUUCAAAGUUUACAUAAUUUAAAGUGAUUACUCAUUCUAUUGGAAUUGCUAAAUAUAUAUUUUAAUUUUCAAAUCGUAAGUUUUAAACUUAAAUGUUUGUUCAGAAAAUCUAAUAUUCAGAAACUAUGAAUCAUCAUUUGAUUGUUUCUUAUACUCCCUCAAAUGUUCCUAUUAUGUAGUACCUGUCAGGAUCCAUGAUAUUAAAAUGAAAAAUUUGUGAAUGUAGUUUGGAGUCUAUCGCAAAAACAUAUACAUGAGUGUUAGCAUCUACUCUAUCCAUUUACAUGCAAAUUUCAUGAUCAUAAAUUGAUGUUUUUUUAAUCUUUCAUUAGAUUAUAUAAUGUUUGUUUUAUUUGUAUUACUGCUUUAUUAAUAAGAUAUUAAUUUACUCAUAAAAUAAAUAAAUGAACUGAUUUGUUAUACACUUUUAAUA